This is a messenger RNA of Lachancea mirantina, 1458 nucleotides long. The record is from the annotation of a GenBank genome assembly. NCBI's taxonomy places the organism in Eukaryota, Fungi, Ascomycota, Saccharomycetes, Saccharomycetales, Saccharomycetaceae.
AUGACUUCAAAAGACAUCUCUGAGGAGCUAAAGAGGGCUAGCCAAAUCGCUCGUUUAGAGCAUUCCAACACCAAACCGUUAUAUGUCUCGGCUAUCGAAGUUGAAGGGGAGAGCAGCUUGAGGCCCUUGUCAGACGCUUUGUACAAAGCUGUAUUCGACCCCAUUCUGUCUCAGCCAGUUCAAACAUUGCACUACAUUUUGAAUAACUUUUCUGAUAUCAGGGGUAAACUCAUGCACACUGGGCUGUUUCAAGACGUUAAUGUCACGUUAGAGAAUGAUGGCUCGACAAGUUCCGUUACAAGAGCCAAAGACAUGACCUUAAACGGUAUACAGUUGGGAUCAGUUUUGCCCGCUGUGGCACAUAUUAAACUGAGCCCAUUGACUUAUAACACUUUAUCCUUGACAAGCACAACUUCUGAUAGUUAUUCUUCAGCUGGUGGCCGUCUGGCGUUUGUGAAUUUGCUGGGUAAGGCUGAAAACUUCGUUGUCCAAGCGGAUUUGAAAUAUACUCCAUUUUCUGGAAGACUCGAUGAGAAAUGUUUUGAUGCUAGGCUACUUUUGCCCUUGCAGAAAAAUCCUUCUGUUAAGGGCGUUUUGGAUCUCAAUUAUGCGUCCAUUGACCCCAAUGAACAACCUUUCCUGAGCGCGGAAGAAAUGAAGAAACAAAAUCAAGUUUCGUUGAAUUUCGGGGUCCAAAAAAGCUGGAUUUUGGAAAACCUCAACUCCGUACCCGUUUUUUACAACGGCAUUUCUCUAGUGUCGAGAAACGUCGAAUCUCCGGUUCUCACCGGUGCGGGUCUAUCCUCCGAGCUAUUCAAACCAUUUGAAGGAAGCUACGUGAAAUCUAGUUUUGUUUCCGAAAUUCUGCACGACUCAAGGAAAUUUGCAGGUCUCUUCCCUACUUCGGGUUCAAGAUUCUCGUUAAUGAACGAGUAUGUGUUGAGUCAAAGUCUCAAUGCUACAGAUGAUUUGCCUGCACACCCAGGCCACGACAAAAUUCGUUUGGAUUUUGAAAAGCAUGCCUCACUAUCAGGUGGGUAUGUGAUUAAUUCUUUGCAAUUGGGUUUUGGAGGACUUUUCAACCUAGCUGAUUCCUUGGCUGUCGUACACCCAUUCGAUAAAUUCUACUUGGGUGGAUUGAACACUUUGAAGGGAUUUGCAAAUAACUCUGUCGGAGACAAAGGUGGCCUUUUCUACUUCAAAGCUUCCAUAGCUUCCUCCUUUAGACUUUUCCACUCUUCAAAGAAUUCACCACUAAGACUACAAUUCUUUAUGAACGCUGGAGACGUUCUUAGACUAAUGGAGACCCGAAAGCCUGCCUCAAGCUCGGGCGUUUCUUUGAUUUACAGAACCAACGUAGCGACCAUGGAUUUGACCUAUGCACUGCCUGUUUUCAACAGAAAACAGGACAUUACGAAGGCCGGCUUUUCAUUUGGAGUGGCUCUGUCAUUCUAUUGA